Molecule: messenger RNA, 633 nt
Organism: Klebsormidium nitens
Lineage: Eukaryota; Viridiplantae; Streptophyta; Klebsormidiophyceae; Klebsormidiales; Klebsormidiaceae
Source: the annotation of a GenBank genome assembly
AUGGAACAACCUGCAGACCUCCUCUUUGAACUCAAGACCGUCCAAGCCACAGCCCUCCGCUCGCUGAUUGAGCUGUGCAAAGAAUGGCUCACCGACGUCAACCUGUCCGUGACGCCCGGCGUGGGGAUAAAGCUCAUUACAAUGGACAGCUCAAAGGUCUCUAUGAUCCAUUGCGAGCUUGAUGCGGUAAACUUUGAGAGCUUCAGCUGUACAAAGCCACUGGUCCUGGGCGUGAAUAUGACAUCCCUCUUCAAGCUUGUAAAGUCGGUCACCAGCAACGACGUCCUGUGCAUGUAUCUCACCGCAGCAGAUCCGCACCAGCUGGGGAUCAGGAUAGACAGCCCCGAAAGGAAGAGCAGCACCAAGUACUCCUUGAAGCUGCUGGACAUUGACGAGGACCCGAUCAGCGUGCCGCGCCUCAAGAUGGACUCUACGAUCUCGCUGAGCGCCGUGGAUUUCCAGAGGCUGAUGAGGGACAUGUCAGCCAUUGGGACGUCCUGCCGCUUCAGGCUCAAUGGCAGCACUCUCACGCUCAGCUGCUCCGGCGACUUUGCCACUCAAGAGACCACGCUCAACAUGGCUAAUGAGGAGGUAGAAGGAGAGAAUAAGGACCUCGUGAUUGACAAUACGUGA